Spinacia oleracea (spinach) is the source of this 1826-nucleotide messenger RNA. Its product is annotated as WAT1-related protein At4g19185. Gene Ontology annotation, cellular component: membrane. The record is from RefSeq and is a predicted model, not a curated record. Lineage: Eukaryota; Viridiplantae; Streptophyta; Magnoliopsida; Caryophyllales; Amaranthaceae. The transcript has 8 exons. Gene Ontology annotation, molecular function: transmembrane transporter activity. The coding region runs from base 209 to 1435 and encodes 408 amino acids.
AUUACUAUUUUUGUCUGUACUCCAAUUAGUACGGAUUGGGUUUUACCAGUGAAACACUCAAACUCAACACACUCGCUGACAUUUCAGAGAACCUCACACAAUUUCUCAAUUUCUCUCUCCUCCUCCCUUCACUUCAAAGCGAAUUCGCCUACUUUUGAUCACGACUUUCAAUCUCCACACCAACCCAAACACAGAAAAUUCGUUGUGCAUGAGAUACAGAGAAAGAGUUGGUUUUCAGGCCGCAGAAAUGGCCAACGGAGGAGGUGCUUAUGGCGGCGCAGCCUCGAUGAUCGCCAAUGGUGGGGACACAUUGAAGGCGCACGGAGCCAUGGUUCUUGUUCAGCUUUGCUAUGGUGGAUACCAUGUUAUUACUAAGCUUGUUCUUAAUGAAGGUGUUAAUCAGAUCGUUUUCUGCGUUUUCCGUGAUCUUCUUGCUCUUUCCAUCCUCGCCCCUCUCGCUUAUUUCCGUGAAAAGCGAGUUCGACCUCCAAUCACUAAAAAGCUUCUCGUUGCAUUUUUCUUUCUCGGGCUAACAGGGAUAUUCGGAAACCAACUUUUGUUUCUUUUUGGUCUGAGCUACACAAAUCCAACAUAUGCUGCAGCUAUACAACCUUCAAUUCCAGUUUUUACUUUCCUCUUGGCCGCAAUAAUGGGCACAGAAACUGUGAAUUUAUUUAGAAUUGAAGGGCAAAUGAAGGUUGCAGGCACAAUUUCUUGUGUUUCUGGUGCUAUUUUGAUGGUUGUAUUCAAAGGGCCAGCUAUACUUGGACGCAAAGAAGAAAUGUUAUCACACAGUGAAAUCAGUGUUAAAGGACAGCCAGAACCAGUUGGAUGGCUUGUUGCGAGGUCCAUGGAAUUUGGGUUCGACACAUUUCACUUAGGUGUACUAUGUCUUAUAGGGAACUGUGUGUGCAUGGCCACAUAUCUUGCAAUUCAGGCUCCAGUUCUGAAGAGGUAUCCAGCAAGCCUCUCGGUGACAGCAUAUUCAUAUCUUUUUGGUACUCUUCUUAUUGUUACUGCUUCAUUUUUUAUGUCCAAUGACCCAACCAGCUGGAUUGUGAAUCACGAUGAAAUGUUCGCCAUCUUCUAUGCUGGCAUUGUUGCAUCUGCCCUUAACUAUGGACUUAUCACAUGGUCCAAUAAAAUAAUAGGACCUGCAUUGGUCGCUCUUUACAAUCCACUUCAACCUGCAGCAUCUACCUUCUUGUCACUUCUCUUUCUAGGAAGCCCCCUAUACUUGGGAAGCGUGCUGGGAGGCUCUCUAAUUAUUGCUGGCUUAUACUUGGUGACCUGGGCAACCUACAAAGAAAAACAAGUUGCAAUGCGAAUACCCUCUGAACCUCUCAUUCACAGAGAUCCGUCACUCAGCAAAAUUAACCAGCAAGGACGCAUUUUUGCUGGAUCAUCAUCUCCUGUAUACAAGGCAUUGGAUUAGGCGAACAGCAAUACGAAUGUACAGCAAGCAUAUAGUAUAAUGGGUUCCAGAAGGAAUUCUGAUCGGUAUCAAUUGUCUAUAUCAAGAUCCAGGUCUCACAAAUAGUGCAGAGAGUGUUAUGGAAAAUGUAUUUACUGAUCGUGGACGUAUUUACUGCUAGCUAUAUAUGAAGUAGGACAGGGCAAACUUCUGGAUGUGGCAUCUUCAUGUGGAAUUUGGAGCAAGCUUCUUGUUGAAACUUUAGAAUUCCAAUAUGCAUGAUACUUGUGCGCAAGAUCAUUGUUGUUAUUUUUUUGGGCAAGAUCAUUAGUUGUACCGUACCACAGUAAUAGGAAAAGUAACGAAGACAGCUUUUUUGGAGGUGUUAUUAUUGAAUGCUUCUGGUAUGCAA